This is a messenger RNA of Brassica rapa (field mustard), 3401 nucleotides long. RefSeq names its product protein ASPARTIC PROTEASE IN GUARD CELL 2. Gene Ontology annotation, molecular function: aspartic-type endopeptidase activity. Gene Ontology annotation, biological process: proteolysis. NCBI's taxonomy places the organism in Eukaryota, Viridiplantae, Streptophyta, Magnoliopsida, Brassicales, Brassicaceae. The record is from RefSeq and is a predicted model, not a curated record.
UAACAGAGCCUGUGCGAUACAUAGUACAGUGUCAAAGCCAACCAAACGUAUGAUUAUAAGAAAUAUUUUGUAGAUCCUAGAAGAAUUUCUAAAGUGGUUGGGUCGAUAAAUUUCUUGUUAAGCAUUUUACAGUUUUAAUUUUCAUUUGACAUCAAAAGAUCACCAUGUUUCGUUCUUUUGGUUUAAAUAAGCUAGUCUCAUAUGGAUUAGCAACUCAUAAUUACCGGAUAUACGCGAGGUCAUAAAAUCUUCGUGCUCGAUCGAGCUGUUUUCCUACGUCUUCCUGAAGAAAUAAAGUUCUUGAUAUGUUAAAAAAGCUCACUGGAAAAAGAUGAUAGGUGAUAAAAUUCGAAACCACAUCCAAAGACACAACCGUUACUUGCCCAAGACAUCAACUUGCAUGGAAUGAGGCGUCUAAGAGCAUUUUCAAUGUAAAACUCCAUUUUUUCUUCUAAAAUAGAGUAAAAGUGAAAAUAGAGUAAAAUUACUACAACCCUACUUCAUUUUCCACUCUAUAAUGGAGUGAUGAACAAACAAAAAAUAGAUUACUCCAUUUAUGAAAUAAAUUUCAUUAUGGAGUGAGAUAUGAAAUUGGGUUGGAGCAUUUAUUAUUUCAUAUUCACUUUUACUUCUUUUCCUUUCCUUGCAUGUUUUCCUUCUUCAGCUAUGUUCCAAAUUUCUGCAUCAUGAGUUGGCGAGUUCUAGUGUGUGUCCAUCGAAUAGAUGUCUUUACAACUAAACUCUUUCUCACUCAGCGUUUUCCGAAUGUACUUAUACUAUUCAAAGAAACAUGUUCAGUUGAUCCUAUGUUGUUUCUACUCCUUUGUUUCUCUAUCUAUAUUAGGUCAUCAAAAGUUGCCAAACAGAACAUGAUUCAAAAAAAAAGGUCUGGAAUAUACGACAUUUUCAAAUGGUGGGCACUAGCCGGAAGAUAAAAGCUGAUUUGUAGAUUCAUUUUCAUGCGACUGUUUUAAACUUUGAAUUAAAUUAAAUAAUUCAACAGUCCAUAAAAGUAUUUCUACUGCUGGUAGAAAUCUCUGUAUAGUCUUAUGCUUGCACAUUCGUCUGUCUUUUUACUCUUUACACAAAAAUAAUUAAUGGCUGCUAAACUUAUGAACACAAAACUACGUCGUUUCCUGAUUUACAUGGCCAUUAACUGUGUUUUGUCUCAAAGCUAAAGUGGCUUUGGUUCCAAACUUCCAGUAGAUCUAACGCUUGUCUUUGUCCCAUCUUCUUCCCUCCUCUUACACUGAGAAUUACGCCGGCGAUUAAAUGGCGCUGGCGUCGAUCGGCGCGACGGUCUCACUCCUAAUCUAUCUCUCUCUUCCAUGUUCAAAUGCGUCAGGUUCUCCCGCCGCUGGAUCACGCCGUCCGAUGGUGUUCCCGUUGUUUCUCUCUCAACCCAAUUCUUCGAGAUCUAUGUCUCUUCUCCAUCGAAAGCUCCACUCAAAAUCACUCCCUCACUCUCGCAUGAGACUCUACGACGAUAUUCUUCUUAACGGGUAUUACACGACACGGCUGUGGAUCGGUACACCCCCACAGAUGUUUGCUCUCAUUGUUGAUUCCGGCAGUACUGUCACUUACGUUCCUUGUUCCGACUGUGAACAAUGUGGCAAACAUCAGGACCCAAAGUUUCAGCCGGAGAUGUCCACCACGUACCAACCAGUGAAGUGCAACAUGGACUGUCACUGUGACGACGAGAAAGAACAAUGCCUUUACGAGCGAGAGUACGCCGAACACAGCAGCAGCAAAGGCGUCCUCGGAGAAGAUCUUAUAUCGUUCGGGAACGAAAGCCAGCUUACACCGCAACGAGCUGUGUUCGGCUGUGAGAAUGUGGAGACUGGUGAUCUCUAUAGUCAACGUGCUGAUGGCAUUAUCGGGUUAGGACAGGGAGAUCUCAGUCUUGUUGAUCAGUUGGUGGAUAAAGGUUUGAUCAGCAACUCUUUUGCUUUGUGUUAUGGAGGGAUGGAUCUUGGUGGAGGCUCCAUGGUUCUUGGUGGGUUUGCUUACCCGUCUGAUAUGAUGUUCACGGACUCUGACCCUGAUCGUAGUUCAUACUACAAUAUAGAUUUGACGGGGAUACGUGUCGCUGGGAAGGACUUGUUGCUGGACUCGAGAGUGUUUGAUGGAGAACAUGGCGUUGUUUUGGAUAGUGGUACAACGUAUGCUUACCUCCCUGACGCAGCGUUUUCAGCUUUUGAGGAAGCUUUAAUGAGAGAAGCUUCCCCGUUAAAGCAGAUUGAUGGCCCUGAUCCGAACUUUAAAGAUACUUGCUUCCUUGUUGCUCCAAGCAACGAUGCGUCUGGACUUUCAAAGAUACUUCCAUCAGUGGAAAUGGUGUUUAAGAGUGGACAGUCAUGGCUUUUGUCCCCUGAAAACUACUUGUUUCGACAUUCCAAGGUGCAUGGUGCAUACUGUCUUGGUGUAUUCCCAAAUGGAAAAGACCAUACAACUCUUUUAGGAGGAAUUGUGGUUCGCAACACACUUGUUGUGUAUGAUCGUGAGAAUUCUAAGGUUGGAUUCUGGAGAACCAAUUGUUCUGAGUUAUCAGAUAGGCUUCAUAUUGAUGAUUCAGCACCACCACCUGCCACAUUGCCUUCAAAUGAUUCAAAUCCAACCCUCAACACAUCAAGCAGUCUCCCAGGAGGGGAGAUUCAGAUUGGUCAAAUAAAUCUUGAUAUCCAACUAACAGUCAAUUCGUCAUAUCUGAAACCUCGCAUGGAAGAACUCUCCAAGGUAUUAUCCAAGGAGCUGGAUGUCAAAUCUUCACAGGUCUAUAUAUCGAACCUCACCUCCAAAGGAAACAACUCUCUCAUUGGAAUAGUUGUUGUUCCUACUGAACCUUCUGGCUUUUUUUCCAAUGUCACAGCAACGAGCAUAGUUUCUCGGUUUACCAAUCAUCAAAUCAAGCUUCCUGACAUCUUUGGAAACUACGAGCUCGUUAGUUACACACUCGAGCCUUCAAGAAAAGGGUACAACACACUCAUUCUUAACCUUAAAAAAAGAAGAGAUUGUCUCAAAAGAAAAGUCUCUUUUUUUUUUGCAUUUGGUUUUAGGGCAAGAUGGGUGAUGAAAAACACCAUUGUGGUGAUGGCAAUAGUGAUCGUUGCUGUAGUUGUUGUUGGCUUAAUAGCUUAUGGAGUCUGGUUGAUGUGGAAACGCAAACAAGCAUCAAAUCCAUAUAUACAUGUAGAUGAAGCCAUAGUCGCUGAGCAAGAGCUGCUACCUUUAUAAAAAAAAUAACCCUCCUAGUACCUUGUUUUCCUCAACCUUAUCAUACAAACUGUUUGGUCUUUACUCAAAAGACAGGAUACCAACUGUCUUUUAUUUUUAUGGCAAAGGAUACCAACUGUCUUUAUGAUCUUUUUUUUUUUGCUUAGUAAAUAAUACCAAGUUUACUA